This is a messenger RNA of Telopea speciosissima, 889 nucleotides long. RefSeq names its product glutathione S-transferase zeta class-like. The record is from RefSeq and is a predicted model, not a curated record. Gene Ontology annotation, biological process: L-phenylalanine catabolic process; glutathione metabolic process. Gene Ontology annotation, molecular function: glutathione transferase activity; maleylacetoacetate isomerase activity. The transcript is spliced from 11 exons. Gene Ontology annotation, cellular component: cytoplasm. NCBI's taxonomy places the organism in Eukaryota, Viridiplantae, Streptophyta, Magnoliopsida, Proteales, Proteaceae. Bases 40 to 720 code for a protein of 226 amino acids.
CUUCCAGGUAGCCGCAGGCCUGCAGCAGAGGAAAUCACCAUGGCCAAGAACGCUGGCGUUUCGAUACUUCAAGAGCAGACGAAGCUGAAGCUCUAUUCCUACUGGCGGAGCUCGUGCUCCUGGCGCGUGCGCAUCGCACUUAACUUAAAAGGGUUGAAGUACGAGUACAAGGCAGUGAACCUGUUGAAAGGAGAGCAAUUCAGUUCUGAUUAUUCGAAGUUAAAUCCUCUUAAUUAUGUGCCGGUGCUGGUGGAUGAGGACAUAGUACUUGCCGACUCUUUUGCCAUCUUAAUGUAUUUGGAUGAGAAAUACCAUCAGCAUCCACUGUUGCCUCAGGAUCUUCAGAAAAGAGCUAUCAAUUUCCAGGCUGCAAAUAUUGUUUCCUCGAGUAUACAGCCUCUUCAGAAUUUGGCUGUCCUUAAAUACAUUGAAGAAAAAGUUGGUCCGGACGAAAAAUUUGCUUGGACUCAGCAUCAUAUUGGAAAAGGUUUUGCAGCACUUGAACAAUUGUUAAAAGAAUUUGCGGGAAGAUAUGCCACAGGAGAUGAAGUCUUCCUGGCAGAUUUAUUUCUGGCACCCCAGAUUCACGGAGCUAUUACACGUUUUAAACUUGACAUGACUCAAUUCCCUCUUUUAUCCAGGCUCCACGAGGCAUAUGGUGAGCUACCGGCAUUCCAAGCUGCUAUGCCAGAAAAGCAGCCCGAUUCUGUGAAAACAUAGAAGAUGGGCAAAAACAAAAACAAAGGCAUCAAAUUGUCAAACGUGUCUAAGCAUAUGCCAUUACUAGCUAGUAGUCUCGUGCGUGCUAGGAAUAAGCAGUUGGAGAAUGUGACCAUCGUUUCUAAUUCCUUAUUAGUGUUGGAGGGAGUCUGGGACUCAUUCUGCUUUU